This is a messenger RNA of Megalobrama amblycephala (Wuchang bream), 2375 nucleotides long. RefSeq names its product SIX homeobox 7 (gene six7). Gene Ontology annotation, cellular component: transcription regulator complex; nucleus. Gene Ontology annotation, biological process: regulation of transcription by RNA polymerase II; eye development. The record is from RefSeq and is a predicted model, not a curated record. Bases 241 to 996 code for a protein of 251 amino acids. The transcript is spliced from 5 exons. NCBI's taxonomy places the organism in Eukaryota, Metazoa, Chordata, Actinopteri, Cypriniformes, Xenocyprididae. Gene Ontology annotation, molecular function: RNA polymerase II cis-regulatory region sequence-specific DNA binding; DNA-binding transcription factor activity, RNA polymerase II-specific.
CGAGUGUGAGGUGGGAAACAACCGUCACUCCAGCUGUGCUUCAGGUGUAACGGCGUCCUAAAACCAGUCCUCACACUUCAGAUCACCUGUGGGAUGUUAAUUGUGUUUUUAUCCAAAGCUACACUACAGCGACUGAAGGGCAGCUCUAAUGAAAGACGACACUAAAACAGCAGGAGUGACACAGGAGAGCAGUCCAGCAGCAUUAUAGCCUUGGCUUCAUCGGAUUUUACACAUAAACAGAUGGACGCCCAGGUGGCUCGUGUCUGUGAGAAUCUGGAGGAGACUGGAGAUAUCGAGCGUUUGGGUCGGUUCCUAUGGUCUCUGCCCGCCGCCGUGCCCGGUUCGGCCGGUGAACUACUCAACCGUCACGAGUCGGUGAUGCGAGCCCGCGCGCUCGUCGCGUUCCACGGAGGGAAUUUCGAUGCUCUCUAUCAGAUCCUACAGAGUCACCGCUUCACGCGGGAGUCCCACGCCAAGCUGCAGGACCUGUGGCUGGACGCGCACUACCGCGAGGCGGAGCGCCUGAGGGGGAGACCGUUGGGCCCAGUGGAGAAGUACCGCAUCCGGAAGAAGUUUCCCCUUCCUCGAACCAUCUGGGACGGCGAGCAGAAGACACACUGUUUUAAGGAGCGAACUCGUAGCCUCCUAAGGGAAUGGUACCUGCAGGAUCCCUAUCCAAACCCCUCCAGAAAGCGUCAUCUGGCUCAGGCCACUGGUCUCACUCCCACACAGGUUGGCAACUGGUUCAAAAACAGAAGACAGCGGGACAGAGCGGCAUCUGCUAAAAACAGACUGCAGCAGGAUUCCUCCCUCCUACCCUCUGGUAGUUCUCCCGAAUGUUCCUCCUCGGAGCACAACACACACCUCCAGGGCUCGUCCCCGCAUCGCCCCGGGAGCCCAGAGAACAGCGUCUGCAGCUCGGGCACCGGUCCGAGGGGAACUGGGGCCUCCACACCAGACAUCUCUGUCAGCAGCGACAGCGAGUUUGAGUCGUGAAGAAUGCCUCCGUCUGCCCUCCCAAACUGAUAAGAUGUCUGGAGGGUAGAGGACUGCUGUUGGAUUUGGUGAAAGCUUAUAGAUGCACUUAAAGGAAAGACUGUGAAUGGACUUUCAGAUUUGACAAAAAAAAGCACAAAAUGCUCUGUUAUUUGCUCGUUCAUGCUUGGUCUGUCACUGACCAAAGAGGAACUACAAUUUCAAGACUGAACUGUACACUUGAAAUUGAGCAGACUGGACCUCUUAAAAGGCAUGUGCCAAAUAAAUCUCUUUGGGUUCAUUGGCUUUUUUAAUCAUUCUAAUACUCAGGUGGCACAAAAUAUGAGACAUAUCAUACACAGGAAAUAUUAUGCAAAUUUUGUACAUGAAGUCUAGUCUAGGUCCUCCAGCCAGGCCUUUCAUAGCACUACACACGUCUGUCAAAACCGUGAAAGUGAAACUGUCUGAUCUGCAUGUCCAUUGAAAACGGAAGGUAGAAGUAACUUGCUGCUGUAUGUUUUAUUAUAAUAUAGUAUAGUAUAGAUUAUGCCAGUUACUUAAGCUAACAUUGCGUUUUUGGUUAUGUUUUGUUUAUUGUUGUUAAAUAAGGAUAUAAAACCAUUGAACAGUUUUACACAGGAAUAUAACAAUGUCACUCUUAGAAGAAAAGGCUCUAUAUGGAACCUUUAACAAGGGUUCUCACAGGCUUUUAGGGGUUCACAUCAUCUGACCAUUUUAUGCAUUUAGUUUUAAUUCAUUUGUUUUGUUUGUUGAAUUUAUUUUUAAUGUUAAUUAAAUUUUAUUUAUUAAACAGCUCAAAAAAAUAUCACUAGAACAAAAAUUAAAUAACCCAUUUAACAUUAAAGUAUUAUGCAACCAUUAUGCAAAGACAUUUCUCCUUAUAUAGAACCUUUUUUGGCAUAAAGUGUUCUUUAAAAUUGAGUCAAGAACCCUAUCGUUCUAUGUAGAACCCCACUGAACCUUUUUUCUAAGAGUGCAGUCUGGAUGAAUAUAAAUUAACUGACAUGUUAUGGAAUAUUAAUGCUGCUUACUUUACACUGGGUGAUUUCUGCACCACCAAAUGGUGUUGCAAAACUGUGACCAAACAGGUUUCCUCAACACUAAUGGAAAGUAUUUUAACAUCUUAGAAAUUACACACAUCAUCUUUAAAUCAACCUCUGCAUACUUUCUGUAUGUUUCAUUUAAACGAUUAGAGUCACUUAGCUCAGUCUGAAGUCAUUUUAUGUGCCUACACUUUGAGGACUUUUGAGACUGUAUGAUCGUCCAUUGUUUUUCCAUUUUCACACCCAUACUCACCGAAGUUACAAGAUCAGGAUUGUUUUGUUUUCAUUUGUUGUUUUUUGCAAUUUUGAAAUAAAUGAAAUUAUUUUUUAAGCAAA